AUGGUCUUGCGAUCGAUUCUUUUAGAAUGUUGUGCGUUAAGUGGAACGUCGCACAGGGCUUCCGAUUUAGCUGAAGAGUUAUCGCGCAUCGUUCAGGAAUGGGGUCUAGAACGUAAAAUUAUUCUAGCAGUGUCAGACAAUGGGUCCAAUAUUAAAUGUGCUAUAGAGAAAUGUUUGGGUUGGAAACAUUUCAAUUGCUAUGCGCAUUGCAUUAAUUUAGUAGUUACUAAGGCUUUAGAAAAUAAUAGUACGAUCUCUAAUAUCAUACAAAAUGCAAAAAACGUUGUCUCACAUUUAAAAAAAAGUACGGUUGCGUGGGAAAAAUUAAAACGCUACUUAGAACAAGCUGGUAAACCGAUAAUGAGGCCUCUUCAAGAUGUUCCUACCAGGUGGAACUCUACAUACUAUAUGUUAGAGCGCUUAUUACUAUUGAAAGGGGAACUUAAUAGCGCAAUUUCAAAUUUGAACACAAAUAUUCCAGUAUUGUCAGCGAACUAUUGGUCUAUCAUAGAAAAGCUGGUCCUAGUUUUAAAGCCCUCUGAGGAAGUGACAAAAGAGAUAAGCGGCGAUAGAUAUGUGACUGGCAGUUCGGUUAUCCCCAUAACUAUAGCUUUAAAAUCGGCGUUAGUUACUAUACUAGAUUCUUCCGAGCCUUUACCAGAUGACGUAGAAAUGAGGAAGCAACAGAACCAGAACAGAAUAUUUCAGAAUCAUCUUCUGUAUCCGGAUCGGAAAACACCAUUUGGGCCCACUAUUACAAAAAAAUGCAAAAUAUUAGGCCCAGUGGUACCGCAUUUUCUAGAGCUGUGGUUGAAGUGCAACGAUACAGUAAUACCAAAAUCUCAUUCGCCUUUAGAAUGGUGGAAGGCUAACAAGAACUCAUACCCACAUUUGGCAAUACUUGCACGGAACAGAUUAAAUUCUCUGGCAACGAGUGUGCCCUGUGAAAGAUUAUUUUCUGCCGCAGGAAAUAUUUUAAGUGACCGUAGGACUCGUCUUGGAGUAAGGAAAAUUAAACAAUUACUUUUCUUACAACAGAAUUUAAAAAAUAAAGCUUAA
Pieris macdunnoughi is the source of this 1059-nucleotide messenger RNA. The record is from the annotation of a GenBank genome assembly. Lineage: Eukaryota; Metazoa; Arthropoda; Insecta; Lepidoptera; Pieridae.